This is a messenger RNA of Marmota monax (woodchuck), 1825 nucleotides long. RefSeq names its product SLC2A4 regulator (gene Slc2a4rg). Gene Ontology annotation, cellular component: nucleus. Bases 135 to 1373 code for a protein of 412 amino acids. NCBI's taxonomy places the organism in Eukaryota, Metazoa, Chordata, Mammalia, Rodentia, Sciuridae. The record is from RefSeq and is a predicted model, not a curated record. Gene Ontology annotation, biological process: regulation of transcription by RNA polymerase II. The transcript has 7 exons. Gene Ontology annotation, molecular function: RNA polymerase II cis-regulatory region sequence-specific DNA binding; DNA-binding transcription factor activity.
CUCGGGGCGGCGCAGCACCGAGAGGGCCGCACGGGAUCCAGGGCGGGGGUCGGCGGCCCCGCCAGCCCGGCCCGGCCCGGGGCCGCCUCCCGAGAGUCCGCCCUCGCCGCUGCAGCCUCGGCGGCCGGCCGGCCAUGGAAGCCGAGCUCUCCCCAGGUCCGGGUCCGGGCUGUGAGCGCCCCCAGCUCCGCGCCGGCGGUCGGGACCCCAGUGCGCUACGGGCCGAGGCGCCGUGGCUGAGCGCGCAGGGGUCGGGCCCGCGCGCCGCGCCCGUGACGGUGCCGGCGCCGCCACAGGGCCCUUCUAUGGGCGGAGGUUUUGCGGGCUUGGAGUUCGCGCUGCCGCAAGAGCCGCAGGCUGCAGACCUAGGGACCCCGGGGACGUGGGCAGGGGCGGCUGGGCUCCCGACACCGUCGGUGCACAUCCCGGUGCCAGGGCAGAGAUCCCCCCCAGGAAAAGCUCGGCUAGAUGAGGUCCUGGCCGCGGCAGCCCUUACAAGCCUGUCUACUAGCCCCCUCUAUCUGGGGACCUCUGCUGUAUCCUUCAGUCCAGAGCCUGACUUGGAACCCUGGAGGGAGGCCCUGGCGCAGCCCACUGACAGCUACAGCAGCAGCAGUGGAGACUGGGUCUGGGACCAGGCCAGCGACCAGUCCUCCCCGUCCACACCAUCGCCCCCACUGCCCCCUGAGGCAGCCCACUUUCUGUUUGGGGAGCCCACUCAGAGGAAACGGAAGAGCGCGGUCCAGGUGGUGUUCCAGUGCCUGUGGAAGAGCUGCGGGAAGGUGCUGCGCACAGCCUCCGCCAUUCAGAGACACAUCCGCCUGGUGCACCUGGGCAGGAGACGGGCAGAGCCUGAGCACAGUGAUGGUGAGGAGGACUUCUACUACACUGAGCUGGACAUUGGUGUGGACAUGCUGACCAAUGGGCUGUCCAGCCUGGCCCCAACGUCCCCUGAGGCCCCUGUGCCACCUGCCUUCCCCCAUCUGGACCUGCCCAGCCUGCUGCGGCCCCUGGCCCUGCCCCUGCCCCCUUUGCUUAGCUCUGCAGUUCCUCCCAAGACAUGCCACGGUGACCAUGCCCACCAUGCUGGGGAGGCAACAGGUGGCAGCUGGGAGCAAGUCUCAGGGCACUCUGGAGAGGAGCGAAGUCCAAGUUGCAGCUCCCCCCAGGGCUGCCUGGCACCCGUCCAUGUGGACCCGCAGCCCACUGAGGGCCAGGCCACUGCACCAGCCCUGCCCUCCAAGCUUGGUGCCAGCUUGAGGAAGCCCCGCGGUGAUGCCAAGAAGUGCCGGAAGGUGUACGGCACGGAUCACCGGGACCUGUGGUGCACAGCCUGCCGCUGGAAGAAGGCUUGUCAGCGGUUCCUGGACUGAGCCCACUGGCCCUGCUGUCCCACCUCCUGUCCUGGGCAAUCACCAGGCCUUGCCUCUUGUAGCUGUGGGGCUACUUCCUAAGGCAGGAGACAGUAGGGGAGAUGGUGACCCUGGACCCCAGCAGUGGGGAAAGGGGUCCUGCUAUUCAAAGUGCCUCUGAAGAAGCCAGCGUUUUUGCACUAAAGCCAAAUAACAUCACUGUCCUCUUGGCCCCAGGAUUGUUGCCCCGCUGCCUGUUGGCCCAGGACUGGCCAAGGAUGUUGGCAGGCCAGCUGUAGGGUUCGGUCCAAGAGGCACUUUGAGGGGUGUUGAGAAGGGGACUCCCAUACUCACACCUAAUGCAAUGGUUUAGGGGCCAGGGCUGACUUUUUCCAUGUUUCUGAAGCUCAGGUGUCUCACGUCUGGGCCACCAGGCGAGGAGAAAAAUUAAAAAUUGGGUUUUUUUUCCAGAA